Oryza sativa Japonica Group (Japanese rice) is the source of this 1884-nucleotide messenger RNA. RefSeq names its product small ribosomal subunit protein mS86 (rPPR1). NCBI's taxonomy places the organism in Eukaryota, Viridiplantae, Streptophyta, Magnoliopsida, Poales, Poaceae. The record is from RefSeq and is a predicted model, not a curated record. Gene Ontology annotation, molecular function: protein binding.
UCUCUCGCUCCUCAAUACAUUAGUAUGUACUUCAACUUGAUCACUGAUGAUGCCUCGUGUUAUCUUCUUCAUCCUCGGCUCUUCCUCCAGUGCUCAGGUAGAGUAGGACGUAGAUGCGCCGCUGGAUUGUUCACAGCAAAUAUGCGCCGUUCGAUCUGUCACUUGACUAUCUAUCACGGGAAGGCCCAGUUUCGGCCCAGUGAGUUACUUGUGUUUGUGGACUAAACUGCAGGUCCAUUUGAGGCCCAACUAGCUAGUCUAAACCCUCCAACUCUCUCGUCUCUCCCCUGCACCAUCGAACAAGAGAGACAAACCCCUUCCUUCCGCCAAUGGCCGCCGCCGCCGCCCUUCGCCGGAGCCUCGCUGCUGGCCCCGCCCCGGCCCUCCUCCUCCGCCGCCAACUCCUCAUGCGCUUCCUCUCCACCCAGACACAGUCACAGACGCAAACCCCCGCCGACCUCGCCACCCUCAAGAACUCCAUUCGCAGCGCCGCCCACACCCCGGAAGCCCUCGCCGACCUCUUCAUCUCCGGCCUCUCCCACCCGGCCUUCCUCGCCGACCGCCCCAUCUUUACCCUCUCCGUCCACCGCCUCGCCUCUGCCGGCCGCCGCGACCUCGUCGCCUCCAUCCUCUCCUCCUCCCUCACCUCCCUCCCCGCGCCCCACCCCUCCGAGGGCUUCCUCAUCCGCCUCAUCUCCCUCUACUCCGCCGCCGGCAUGCCCGACCACUCCCUCUCCACCUUCCGCAUCGUCACCCCGCCCUCCGACCGCGCCCUCUCCGCUCUCCUCUCCGCCUACCACGACAACCGCCUCUACGACCGCGCCAUCCAAGCCUUCCGCACUCUCCCCGCCGAGCUCGGCAUCAAGCCCAGCGUCGUCUCUCACAACGUCCUUCUCAAGUCCUUUGUUGCCAGUGGCGACCUCGCCUCCGCCCGCGCCCUGUUCGAUGAAAUGCCUUCCAAGGCUGACGUCGAGCCAGACAUUGUCUCCUGCAACGAGAUCCUCAAGGGCUACCUCAACGCGGCCGAUUACGCCGCCUUUGAUCAAUUCCUCAAGGAUAACACCACUGCCGCGGGUGGCAAGAGGCGACUCAAGCCCAACGUGAGCACCUACAACCUCCGCAUGGCUUCGCUGUGCUCCAAAGGGAGGAGCUUUGAGGCUGCCGAGCUGCUGGAUGCUAUGGAGGCAAAGGGCGUCCCACCCAACCGUGGGAGCUUCAACACCGUCAUCCAGGGGCUCUGCAAGGAGGGGGAGGUGGGUGCUGCCGUCGCGAUAUUCAAGAGGAUGCCAGAGGUGCCGAGGCCGAACGGAAAGGGGGUGCUGCCCAACUCUGAGACCUACAUUAUGUUGCUUGAGGGGCUAGUCAACAAGGGUGUGUUUGCUCCUGCAUUGGAGGUGUUCAAGGAAUGCCUGCAGAACAAGUGGGCGCCGCCGUUCCAAGCUGUACAAGGACUGAUCAAAGGAUUGCUCAAGAGCAGGAAGGCCAAACAUGCCAAGGAGGUUGCCAUGGCGAUGAGGAAAGUUGUCAAGGGUGACGCCAAGGAGGAGUGGAAGAAGGUUGAGGCUGAAUUUUCGUUCGAGCCUACUGAUAAGAAAGCCUAACUGCUAGGAAUGAUGGAUGGCACAAUCAGAAUGUCAGUUAGACGAUUAUUUUACACUUCAAAUCCAUUGUCUGAUUGCAUGUCUUUUGUGCGCUUGUGGCCAACUCUAUCUAGCCUUUCGUUCCGUUUAGCGCAUAAGAUUAUUUUCCAUAUGAGGUAUUUGCAUUUCGAACAAAUACAGGUACUACUCUUUGGUGGUUUACCGUGUAGACCAUGUAACUUGAAUGAUCACAUAUGAUGCAACUCUUUCCAGUUCCUUAUCUUAAUUUAUCUCAAACUUGGUA